Molecule: messenger RNA, 525 nt
Organism: Knipowitschia caucasica
Lineage: Eukaryota; Metazoa; Chordata; Actinopteri; Gobiiformes; Gobiidae
Source: the annotation of a GenBank genome assembly
AUGAAGAUCACAAUAAGAUUGACCCGACUGAAAGUCCUGGGAGCGUCCUCUGCUGACGAGCCUCCGGUGCAGGUCCUGGCCCUCGCUGGUCCUGGCUCCUUCACCAUCCUUCCCUGCAGCGCCCGCCGUGACCUCUCGCUGCACAACGACCUUCCCACGGUGGAGUGGUCCAAGCGGGGGCUGGCGUCCCCUCCGUACGUGUUCGUGUACCGGCAGGGCUUCGAGGUGGUGGAGGAGAGGAACCCGCAAUUCCAGUUCAGGGCGCAUCUGUUCACGGAGCAGCUGUUGACGGGAAACUUCUCCCUCAGGAUCUCGGAACUCACGCACCAUGACGCCGGCGAGUACCUCUGCAAGACCAUCUGGGACAAAGACACACACGACGUCCAGCGAGUCCAUCUCUCCGUCGAGAUGAUGAGCUCGACAGUGAGGCUCUAUCCCCUCAACGCACGGAACAUGUCGCUUGGAUUUAAGAUUCAGAGCUCCUCUUCCGAGAACUAUGACAAUGAUUGUCUAUGCCUGUUAUGA